Messenger RNA from Cottoperca gobio, 2063 nucleotides. It is a transcript of the gene chm, whose product is annotated as CHM Rab escort protein. The record is from RefSeq and is a predicted model, not a curated record. The coding region runs from base 40 to 1965 and encodes 641 amino acids. The transcript has 17 exons. Gene Ontology annotation, biological process: protein geranylgeranylation; vesicle-mediated transport; intracellular protein transport. Gene Ontology annotation, cellular component: Rab-protein geranylgeranyltransferase complex; cytosol; nucleus. NCBI's taxonomy places the organism in Eukaryota, Metazoa, Chordata, Actinopteri, Perciformes, Bovichtidae. Gene Ontology annotation, molecular function: GDP-dissociation inhibitor activity.
UCCGUGUCACGUGAUUUUGUGUUUGUCCCUGCUAACAACAUGGCCGCCGAGGAUCUGCCGUCUGAAUUUGACGUCGUCAUUCUGGGCACAGGUCUUGCUGAGUCGGUGGUCGCAGCAGCCUUCUCCAGAGUCGGGCAGAGAGUCCUUCACCUCGACAGGAGGAGUUAUUAUGCAGCUAACUGGGCCAGCUUCACCUUCAACGCUCUGCUCACCUGGAUACAACAGCACCAUGAGGGGCCUCAGCCAGAGGAGGUUCAGGAUUGGUCGAGCCUGUUAGAGGAAGGGGAGGAGCUAAUCUACCUGUCAAACUCAGACUCCGCAUCCAUCAGUAACCUGCAGGUGUUCUGCUUCACCAGUGAGGAAGAUGAGGAGGAGGAAACUCCAAACACCACAGAAGAAGAGCGAGGAGCAGCUGACGAAGACGCUGUCAAAGAAACAUCAGAAUCUGCAGAUUUAAAGGAAGAGGAAUCACACCAGAAGCCCGAGGAGACAGCAGCCAGAGACGGAGAACAGCUGACCAAUAAGGACACAUUUGAUCUUCUUCAGGCCUCCCAGAAUGAGGGGGAGGAGCCAAAUGCACAUCAACCAACCCCCAUUGCUGCUCCGAGCCAAUCAGAGCCAACCAGGAAGAAGAUCAGCUACGCUCAGCUGGUGAAGGAAGGACGCAGGUUCAACAUCGACCUGGUCUCCAAGCUCAUGUAUUCUCGCGGCUCAUUGGUCGAUCUGCUCAUCAAAUCAAAUGUCAGUCGCUAUGCAGAGUUCAAGAACGUCACCAGGAUACUCACCUAUCGCCAAGGGAAGGUGGAACAGGUGCCCUGCAGCAGAGCCGACGUGUUUGCGAGUCGUCAGCUUUCGGUGGUGGAGAAGAGGAAGUUGAUGCGUUUCCUCACUUCCUGUGCGGAGGAGACGGAGGAGCAGCGAGCCUACAACGGUCGGCCAUAUUUGGAGUUCCUCACUGACCAGCAGCUCGGUGAGAACCUGCAGCACUUCCUGCUUCACUCCAUUGCCAUGGUGACAGAAGACACGCCCACAGAGGAGGGCCUGGCCUCCACGCGUCACUUCUUGCGUUGCCUGGGUCGCUACGGCAACACGCCCUUCCUGUUCCCUGUCUACGGCCUCGGAGAGAUACCGCAGUGUUUCUGUAGGAUGUGUGCAGUGUUCGGAGGAGUGUACUGUCUGAGACACUCUGUGAGUGGGCUGCUGCUGGAGCGGGACUCCAACAGGUGUAAGGCGGUGAUUGACAGCCGAGGACAGCGAAUCAACUGUAGCCAUUUCAUCGUAGAGGAGGGCUUUGUGGGGGCGGACAGGAAGAGGGUGGCCACACCCCCCAGGUUUCUCUCCAGAGCUGUUCUGAUCACAGAUGGCUCGCUGCUGCCCAGUGAGUCAGAGCAGCAGGUCUCCAUGGUCAUGGUCCCCCCAGCAGCAGGCGGUCCUGUGGUGAGGAUGGUGGAGCUCUGUCCCUCCACGAUGACCUGCAUCCCAGGAACAUGUGAGGAUCUGGUCCACCUCACCUGUCAGUCAGUUGGCUCCGCCUACGAGGAUCUGUCGCCCGUGGUAACCAGGAUGUUCCGCACGCCUGAGUCACAUGACCAAGAGAAGCGCCCGUCUGUCCUCUGGUGCCUGUACUUCAACAUGGCCGACGGUUCUGGGCUGGAGGCAGAAGGUCACGACCUCCCGGCAAAUGUAUACGUGUGCUCCGGGCCGGACGGCGCUCUGGGACACGACCACGCUGUCAGACAGGCGGAGGACAUCUUCCAGAAGAUUCUGCCUGAGGAGGACUUCUGUCCCCCCGCCCCCAACCCUGAGGACAUCAUCUACGACACAGAAAACACCUCCACAGGGGAGGACGAGAGACAAGACAGGGAGGAGGACAGACAGGAAGACGUCAGGGAGGAGGACAGACAGGAAGACGUCAGGGAGGAGGACAGACAGGAAGACGUCAGACAGGAGGACAGACAGGAGUAAAGUCUCAGUUGUUUGGUUAAAGUUUCUUCAUGUAUUAUUUUUCCAUCAUGUUUAUUUAAACUUCUGUGAAACAUUAAAACUUGAAUGAAUUCAAACUA